This is a messenger RNA of Rattus norvegicus (Norway rat), 1602 nucleotides long. Lineage: Eukaryota; Metazoa; Chordata; Mammalia; Rodentia; Muridae. The record is from RefSeq and is a predicted model, not a curated record.
GAUGGGGCGGCGGGCCGGGGCGGCGGGGGCCGCGCGAACUGUCAGCGGGGCCCGGUCCCCGCGGGGACCCGCCCGCCCGGGGCGCAUUGUGCGCGCCGGCCUGCGAGCGCAGCCCCGCGUGGCCGGGCCUGGCCGGGCGCCGUGUCCCCGCGGCCCACGCGGCCCACGCUCGGCUUCCUCACCCACUCUGGCUGCUCGGCUCGUCCGGACCUCACCAAACUCGAGCGGACGCCGGGAGGCCUCAGGGACGGCGGCGACGGCUCCUGGCCCUCCUCAGGCCACCCCCCGCGCGAUCGCGGCCCCCGCGUCUCUUCGGCCGGGGCCGUUCGCGGGGUGGGGUGGGGGGUUCGCUAUGUCGGAUGACGAUUCGAGGGCCAGCACCAGCUCUUCCUCAUCUUCGUCCUCCAACCAGCAGACCGAGAAAGAAGGCAGCACCCCCAAGAAGAAGGAGAGUAAAGUCAGCAUGAGCAAAAACUCGAAGCUCCUCUCCACCAGUGCCAAGAGGAUCCAGAAGGAGCUGGCAGACAUCACUUUAGACCCGCCGCCAAACUGCAGUGCUGGUCCCAAAGGUGACAACAUCUAUGAGUGGAGAUCAACCAUUCUGGGGCCUCCAGGGUCUGUGUAUGAAGGUGGAGUCUUCUUCCUCGACAUCACUUUUACACCAGAGUAUCCCUUCAAGCCUCCAAAGGUUACGUUUCGUACAAGAAUUUAUCACUGUAAUAUUAAUAGCCAAGGAGUUAUCUGCUUGGACAUAUUGAAAGACAACUGGAGCCCAGCACUAACCAUCUCGAAAGUCCUCCUCUCUAUCUGCUCACUCCUUACAGACUGCAAUCCUGCCGACCCUUUGGUGGGAAGCAUUGCCACUCAGUAUAUGACCAACAGAGCAGAGCACGACAGAAUGGCCAGACAGUGGACCAAGAGAUACGCUACAUAAACUGGGUUUUCACAGUUCUUACAUGAUUGUCUGUCACAGAAGAGAGCUGCUUAUGAUUUUGAAAGGGUGGGGGUGGGAGUUGGUAAAGAGUAGGGUAUUUCUAUAACAGAUAUUAUUCAGUCUUACUUCCCAGGAUUUUGUUGUAACUUAAGGUAUCUUGCUACAGUAGACACAGUGGUAAUAGCGACUUUUAGAGCUGUCACUUUGCAAGAUUAGCUGACUUAGUACAACAGGAAAGAAUGCAUGUGUAGACACUUGUGUUCCAUUGAUUGUAGUCUACUGUACUUUCAAAACCAGUUUCAAUUUGUAUAGGUCACACACGGCCAUUUAUGUAAAGUCCUAUUUUCUUUUUUAAAAAAGUUGGAAUUUGUUUUUCCUUCUUAGAAGGAAACAAUGGUAUUUAACAAGUUUGCAAAGAUGAGUUUGUUACCUCGUAUAUGUAAAAUGGACAGCUGACUACAAGACACCAUGUAGGAAACCACUAGUUAAUGUAUUUUAUUUUAUAUGCAAAUUACUUCAAGAGUUAGAUCAGGCUUUGUGGAAAGCUGUAGUGAAAUACCUUAAGCUGUUAAGUGUAAGUGCGGAGUAGGAACUGCUCAGUCGAUUGGUUGAUUUAGACUUCUUAUGUCUGCAUUUGUUACUGUGCUAAUAAACCAUAUUAAGAACAA